Guillardia theta CCMP2712 is the source of this 3501-nucleotide messenger RNA. RefSeq lists its product as hypothetical. Gene Ontology annotation, molecular function: protein binding. Lineage: Eukaryota; Cryptophyceae; Pyrenomonadales; Geminigeraceae. The coding region runs from base 1 to 3501 and encodes 1166 amino acids. The transcript is spliced from 48 exons. The record is from RefSeq and is a predicted model, not a curated record.
AUGUUUUAUUUCCUCCUGCACUUCAGCGGACUCGCCCGAGGGGAGACAUACCGCAAGCACAUGAGUCUCAUGGAGAGUGAGGAAGGUAGGAAGUGGCUUCAGCCGCGGCUGCCCCAUGUUGGACUCACCUUCAUCAACUUCAGGGGCAAGAGCUCGGAGACACUUUGGAAGGGUGACUUGGCUGCUUCCUUCCGUCUUGACCCUGAGCACGUGGCUGUAGGGGAUCGACGCGUUCAAUGCCGCUCGAUGGGAAGAAGCCAUGCAGCAUUUCUGGUACCUGGCUCUCUUGCCCGUGUCCUCCUGGAAGCGAGCUUGCCUGACAUUUCCUCUCUUCCAAGGGAAACUUCGAGACUGUCCAGCUUCUACAAGGCGUCAGCUCUGUACAACAUGGCACUGCUCAAGGAUGUAGAGGGCGAUGAGAGUACAGCAAGGUCGCUGCUGCUCGAGGCCAUACAAGCAGGAGGCGUUGGAGGAGGUCUGGGGGUGAAGCUCGAUGUGUUUCCCAUGGCGGCUGCCUGCCACACCCGACUGGGCCUGAUCCACGCUCGAGACAAGGACUACACGGCAGCUCUCAAGAUGUUCAAACGAGCAUAUGAGCUUGACCCUGAUGACAUAACGGCAAGGAGAAAUAUGAUUGUUGUCUUGGACGCUUUCGGCUCGAAGCAGGAGUCCAAGGCGUUGAUUGCAGUCAUCUAUCAGGAUGAGUAUCAAAACAUGGUGAACGAGGACCCAAACUUUGCUUCCAUCGCCUUGGAUCAGGUACAAGUCAUGCUGCAAGCUGGAGAUCCGGUGAGGAUGGAAGACAAGCUGAGUGACUACUCUCUUCCAACCUGUCGCAUCCUGGACGGUCAGAGGUCGCUGCAAGCUGGCAUCGAAGACGACCCCACGGACGUGAAUGCUUGGUACCAGCUGGGGACUUUCUUCAGAACUCAUGACAUGGUCUGGGACUGCGUCCGAGCCCUCAGCAACGCUCUCCGCAUCUUGCCGACCCACGCGCCCUCGCUUGCUGUCAUGGGAGGAACUCUUUCAGGACCUGUAUGCUCGAGCAAACCUCGUCCUCUCCCUCGCCUGGACUUGCCAGUUUUCACCCUCUUGAGCCAGUGGGACAAGAACAGAUUCCACAUGAAGCAUUCCUUCGUGAAGGAGUUCGUUGAGCAGCUUCAAGGAGGAAUUGACACUGACCUCAAGAGCUUCCCUGCUCCUGCUCAUAUGCUGUUUAUCAUUGGGACGCCUCCAACAGACCUGCCUCUUGCCACCUACCGCAGGUGGGUCGAUCUGUGGGCAGAGGAGCAAGCAGCGCGGAUCGACUUCACCAUGUUCUUCCCCUCCUAUCCUAGAUACGAGGGCGGGAAACUGCGAGUAGGAUGGGCGUCAGGCGCUGGGUUUCAGAAAUCACCAGGAUCAUCGGCCAUAAGAGGAGUGUUUGCUCUCCACGACCGGCGGACGUUUGAAGUUCACUGCUUCGCCCUCAAGCCCGACCUGCGAGCCAACGACCUGAGGGGGAACGUGAGCGGCAGCUGCGACUUCUUCUAUGAGAUGGGGAACAUCGCCAAUGAUAAGGAUCUUGCGACCCUCGUCAACUCCCACCGUCCUCACGUUCUUAUCGACGUUUCGGGCUUCAGUGGUGACCACCGGAUCAAGUUCUUGGCACACCGCCCUGCCCCUCUCUCCUUCACCUUCUGCGAGUACCCCGGGACUCUAGAUCGGAUCGCCUCUCCUCCGGAGUUUGAGGCACUUCCUCUCCCUCUGUCCUUCAAGCACAGCAUCUACUCUGAGAAGCUCCUUCUCGUCCCUCCCCCCUACCUGCCCAACGACUACCGAGCGACUGUUCGAGUCCCAACGCACGCCAUGGGUCGGCUGCCGGAGGAUGAAAUUGUUUUCUGUGCCCUCCACCACGUGUGGAAGAUGGAUGAAGACAUCUUCUCCGUCUGGAUGGAGUUGUUGCUCCAUGUUCCGGGCUCCAAGCUGAGACUUCAAGAGUGCGCGGAGGAGGCCAAGGUCACGAUGCGGCAGUUUGCCAGCAGGAAGGGCGUCGACCCGUCUCGACUCGUCUUCAACCCCAAGAUCGGAGACUACUACGAGCAUGUCGACAAGCUCUCCAAGUGCCGCUUGUUUCUUGAUGCCCCCAAGUACAACGCGCACACUAGCGCUGGAGAUGCGCUCUGGGCGAACGUGCCUGUGAUAACCGUACCACAUCAAAUGAUGGUUCACAGGGGAGCUGCAUGCCUUGUAUACUCCACCAAUGUGACUUCAACCAUCGUGCGCAACCUCGAGGACUACAAGGUCAUGGCCCUCCGCCUCGGCUCUGACAUAGGCGCGCUGGAGCAGGUGCGGGAGCAGAUGCAGAGGUACAGGUAUACCUCCAACAUGUUUGACACUGCGCGGUGGACAGCAGAGCUCGACAGGAGCAUAAAGGCAGCAUGGGAGGCCAAGUGGCACCGGGUUGGCUCUCAAGCUCCUUCAGAUAAGGAGCCGGCAAGUCAACGAGCUUCCUUCCCAUGCGACCUGACCGUCCUCGUCACAUCCUCGUCAGCCAGCCCUCAGAUCUCCUUGCUGUCCCUUCUUGCCUUGUCCUCGCCGUCGGAGCCGAGCCCUCGCAAGGACAAGCUAGAAUGCAAACGAGGAGCAGCCACUCGAGCUCUGCAGAGCCUUCGGGCGGCAGCAUGGCGCCUACCAUUGCAGCAUACAACAAAAGACCUAAAGAAGUGUGCUCUGGUCACCAUAGAGGGCAACCAAGCUUUUGCAAACUUCGGUGGAGGCGGACAGGGGGACGUACCAACAGUCCGGGGAGUAGCGAUCAUCCCUGAUGGUGCAGCUGACCUGGAGAUUCUGAUCACGGGUGAUGCCAGGAGGACAUUGCCAUUGGGAGAUAACCAUUCUGAAGAAGUUCCCGGGGACACCGAUCCGUAUCGGCGUGCAGCGUCCGCUGGCCUGGUACAUGGACAGCAAUGGCGACAUGUUCAAUGGGAACAAGGGUAUCGACGGAUCAAGUUUAGAAUCAACGGCAAGGAAGUAGGCGGAGUGAUUGAGCAAGUCACUGGAGAGGUCCAGCUUGCUGUACAACUGUUCAGCAAGGGCGACAAAGUGAUGCUGGAGGAUCAGGUCAUCCCAGACGACGAUGAGCAAGCUCUUGAGAAUGAAGAAGAGAGAUAUCAAGAGAUGAAGAAGCAGGAGGAAUUGAUUGAAGAGGAGAGGAAGAGAAGAUGGGACGAAGAGGAGAAGAAGAGGCUCCAGCUGGAAGAAGAGGCAAACAAGCGGAAGUUGCAGGAAGAGCGAGAAAAGAUGAAGAUAGAACGCGAGAAAAUGCAGAAAAAAUUUGAGGAAGAACGAGCAGCAGUCACGGUUGAGUUCGAACAGACUACUCCUGAAGAUUUGGUCCUCACCGAAGUUGAUGACGUUGCUGACAAUGUCUUGUUUAUCAGCAACACCAGAAAUCCCAGAAAACCUUACAAACUCGAUGAAGGAAACGGCACAAGCAGAAAAUUCACCAGAGGAGAAUAA